UGCGGCCCGAGCGGCAGUUCCCAGCCUGAUCUGCAUCUGGUUACGUCUUUCUGUCGCUCACCGAGGUUCCCCGGGUCAUGGUGCCAGCCUGACUGAGAAGAGGACGCUCCCGGGAAACGAAUGAAGAACCACUUUCUCCUGUUGUUCAAGUACAGAGGCCUAGUCCGCAAAGGAAAGAAAAGCAAAAGACGAAAAUGGCUAACUUCAUAAUCCGCCCGGCCACCGCCGCCGACUGCAGUGACAUCCUGAGACUGAUCAAGGAACUGGCUAAAUAUGAAUACAUGGAAGAACAAGUAAUAAUAACUGAAAAAGAUCUGCUGGAAGACGGUUUUGGAGAGCAUCCCUUCUACCACUGCCUGGUGGCAGAAGUAUCUAAGGAGCACAUCACUCAGGAAGGACACAGCGUCGUUGGUUUCGCCAUGUACUAUUUUACCUACGACCCAUGGAUUGGAAAACUCUUGUAUCUUGAGGACUUCUUCGUAAUGAGUGAUUUCAGAGGUUUUGGGAUAGGAUCGGAAAUUCUGAAGAAUCUAAGCCAGGUUGCGAUGAAAUGUCGCUGCAGCAGCAUGCACUUCCUGGUAGCAGAAUGGAAUAAACCAUCUAUCAACUUCUACAAAAAAAGAGGUGCUUCUGAUCUGUCCAGCGAGGAGGGAUGGAGACUCUUCAAGAUCGACAAAGAGUACUUGCUGAAAAUGGCAGCAGAGGAGUGAGGAGUGCUGGUGCAUACUACACCUUCCAUUGUAUUUUAGAAAAAAUUCUCCACUUACCUUCUUUCUAUCAUGUUUGUAGUGAAAUAAGAGAAUGAGCACCCAUUCCAAAGCUUUAUUACCAGUGGCGUUGUUGCAUGUUUGAAAUGUUGUCUCUUUAGGAUGGCAAUGCAGUUUGGAGUCAGAUUUAUCCUUGAACAUCUUUUGAAAACACAAUAGGGUGGUGUAAUCUUAAUGUAUAUGAAAAACUUCAUUCUUGUGAGUCAUUUAAAUGUGUACAAUGUACACACUGGUACUUAGAGUUUCUGUUUUGAUCCUUUUUUAAUAAACUACCCUUUGAUUUCA
This is a messenger RNA of Molossus molossus (Pallas's mastiff bat), 1052 nucleotides long. It is a transcript of the gene SAT1, whose product is annotated as spermidine/spermine N1-acetyltransferase 1. Lineage: Eukaryota; Metazoa; Chordata; Mammalia; Chiroptera; Molossidae. The record is from RefSeq and is a predicted model, not a curated record. Gene Ontology annotation, cellular component: cytosol. Bases 195 to 710 code for a protein of 171 amino acids. Gene Ontology annotation, molecular function: N-acetyltransferase activity. The transcript is spliced from 6 exons.